Messenger RNA from Canis lupus familiaris (dog), 4824 nucleotides. RefSeq names its product membrane integral NOTCH2 associated receptor 1 (gene MINAR1). The record is from RefSeq and is a predicted model, not a curated record. The coding region runs from base 322 to 3075 and encodes 917 amino acids. Lineage: Eukaryota; Metazoa; Chordata; Mammalia; Carnivora; Canidae. The transcript has 4 exons. Gene Ontology annotation, biological process: negative regulation of TOR signaling; negative regulation of cell population proliferation. Gene Ontology annotation, cellular component: plasma membrane.
CGGAGAGGAGCUCUGGGAAAACCCAGCCCUUCCCGGCCUCGCACUGAUCGGGAAUUAGAGUGUCGGUGGGUCGGCAGGUCCACUUUCAGAGCAGCGCCGGCGGCCGCAUCGAGGCAGCGCGGGGCGGAGGCUGGACGGCGAUCCGUGUCCCCCGCGUCCCCCGCGUCCCCGGGCCAGGCUCAGACCACAGGUAGCAGUCGCCGCGCUGGCAUCCUGGCCGCGCUCCGGGGAGAGCCACCGCCUGCGGCCCAGGGAGCGGCCGGCCGCCGAGAACAGGCUGGAAGACUCCACAUCGGCAGUGAGCCUCUGACGUCCUAAGUCAUGGAGACCAACCAGGACACGUCCCUCUUCUUGAUGAAGAUCUUGGAGGAGCUGGACAGCAAACAAAACACGGUUUCCUACCAGGAUCUGUGCAAGUCCCUGUGUGCCCGCUUCGACCUCUCGCAGCUCGCCAAACUGAGAAGCGUGCUCUUCUACACGGCCUGUCUCGACCCCAACUUCCCAGCCACGCUGUUCAAAGACAAGAUGAAAUGCACCGUCAACAACCAGCAGUCCAAGAAGAUUAUGGUGGCAGCAGACAUCGUGACAAUAUUUAACCUGAUCCAAAUGAAUGGAGGCGCCGCCAAGGAGAAGCUGCCCAGUGGCCGGCAGAAGGUGCGCAAGAAGGAGACAUCCUUCGAGUCGUGCAGGUCGGACACGGAGGUCUGCGCCGCGGCCGAGUGUGAGCCCCUGAACUGUGAGCUGAGCGAGACCUUCCACCGGGGCUACCCCACCCGGCGAUCGUCCCAGGGCCGCAAAGUGGACCGCAAGGACUGCCCACAGUUCCUGCCCGCCUCCGAGCCCAACUUCCUGCUGGGCGUCAGCAAGGAGCUGAAGAGCCGUGCGGCCUCCCUGGACCGGCUGCAGGCCCUGGCCCCCUACUCCGUUGCCAGCCCCCAGCCCUGUGAGAUGCAGAGGACCUACUUCCCCAUGAACAUUGAGAACGAGUCCAUUUCGGAUCAGGACUCCCUGCCCAUUGGCCAGGGCAUCAAGGAGACCUUCAUUGCCAAUGAGGAGCCAUUUGUGGUCCAGUCCUGUGUCCAGAAAAGGAAUAUCUUUAAAGAGGAUUUUCACAACCUGAUGACUGUGUCCCCCACGUUGGUUGGCCCUGCUAACAAGGCCGAGGCUGAGCGUGGGGAGCCCCAGCGUCAGAAGGAGUCCCACAAGACUCCCUUCUUCAACCACAGCUUUGAAAUGCCCUACAACAGUCAGUACCUGAAUCCCGUCUACUCGCCGGUGCCUGACAAGAGGCGAGCAAAGCAUGAAAGCUUGGAUGACCUUCAAGCCUCCACAUACUUUGGGCCCACGCCUGUGAUGGGGCCCCAGGAAGCCAGGCGCUGUCCCGGGAGGCCGGGCAAGCAGACCCCCUGGCCGGUCAAAAGCUGGAGCCUGAAUACUGAAGAAGUCCCUGACUUUGAACGAUCCUUUUUCAAUAGAAAUCCUUCUGAGGAGAAGCUGCGCUACCCGAAUUCCAGCAGCCAGAGCCCCAACUUCCCAACCCCAGACAGGCGCCCCACUUACCUGGCGCCAAAGGACCCACAGCAGCCGAUCCUGCCUGUUGGCUACGUGGCAAAACCAAAUGGGCUCAAAUCUAAAGAGAUGUCAUCACCCGUCGAUCUAGAGAAGCAUGAGCCGGUCAAGAAGUUCAAAGAGAAGAGCGUCAGCUGCACCAGCGGACAGCUCAGCUCUGACACCAGCAGCGUGGGCACCCAGACGGAGCAGCACGUGCUGGAGCCCCAGAAGUGCAAAGACCUGUGCACCUCGGGGCAGAGCAAGUACGGCGACAGGCACACCAGAAAGCUGUCAGACGAUGACUCGGAAAUCAUCAGCGAUGACAUUAGUGACAUUUUCCGAUUUCUGGAUGACAUGAGUAUCAGCGGCUCCACAGGGGUGAUGCAGUCUUCCUGCUACAACAGCACAGGGUCCUUAUCUCAGGUCCAUAAGUCGGAUGGUGACAGUUCCCCCGAGCGCCACCUGACCAAAAUUGCCAAUGGGCUCUCCAGCGGCAAAGGGGAGAAGGGCAACCGGCCAGAAAACAGCCACCCCUCGGAAGAGGAGCUGAAGACCAGUGUGUGCCGGCUGGUGCUCAGGAUCGGCGAGAUCGAACGGAAGCUUGAGUCGCUGUCGGGAGUCCGCGAGGAAAUCUCCCAGGUCCUGGGCAAGCUAAAUAAGCUGGAUCAGAAAAUGCAGCAGCCCGAGAAGGUGAGCGUGCAGAUCGACCUGAAUUCCCUGACGAGCGAGGCGCCCUCCGACGACAGUGCCUCUCCGCGGUUGUUCCGCGCACACAGCGGCCCCCGGGCCCCCAAGCUGGAGAAUGCGGCCGACUGGUACUGCUCAGAUGCCAGCGGGAGCAACAGCGAGAGCCUUCGCGUCAAGGCCCUGAAGAAGAGCCUCUUCCCCAGGCCGUCCUCCAGGUCCCUGACCGAGGAGAACAGCGCCACGGAAUCCAAGAUCGCCAGCACCUCCAACUCGCCCAGAGACUGGCGCACCAUCACCUACGCCAGCCGUGUGGGCCUCGGUGAGGAGGACGGCAAGGACCGAGGCCCUGGGGAGAGUAAGGACUGGCAUCGCAAGUCUAAAGAGGCAGACAGACAGUACGACAUCCCCCCCCAGCACCGACUGCCCAAGCAGCCCAAAGACAGCUUCCUGGUGGAGCAGGUGUUCAGCCCGCACCCCUACCCGGCAUCCCUCAAAGCCCACAUGAAGAACAACCCUCUGUACACGGACAUGCGGCUGACGGAGCUGGCCGAGGUGAAGCGGGGCCAACCCUCCUGGACCAUCGAGGAGUACACGAGGAACGCGGGCGACAAGGGCAAGCUGACUGCCCUGGACCUGCAGACGCAAGAAUCUUUAAACCCUAACAACUUAGAAUAUUGGAUGGAAGAUAUUUAUACUCCAGGCUACGACUCAUUGCUUAAACGUAAGGAAGCCGAGUUCAGACGAGCCAAGGUCUGCAAGAUCGCCGCUCUGAUUGCUGCUGCCACGUGCACAGUCAUCCUGGUGAUUGUGGUGCCCAUCUGCACAAUGAAAUCAUGAGCCCGGGGCCGCCUCGCGGCACACAGCCCAUGACUACCGGCACCUCCCUCUGGAGCCUGAGGUCCCGGGGCGGUGUGGCACCAGCUUGCUGGAGUAGAGAUGGAGUCAUGGAGGCUUCUGCCAGUGUGAAGAUGCUCUUCAGAAAGUAUGCAUUCCACAGAAAAAUCUACCCUCCUCUUGGUUUUGACUUAAUGACGCUCGAUACAUUUGGGGAAGUGCAAUAUCUUUUCCUAGCAACAGAAUGUACUGAACUAUCUAUUAGUAGAUACAAAUUGAAUUCCAAGCAAAAAGAAAAAAAAAAGUGAAUUGGACCCUUUCCUUGUUAAUGACGUUUCAUGAUGGGGAAUAUGUUAUAGGGAAGAUAUUUAAUACCUGCCUGCUUGGGGAAGCUAAGGGAGAUAGCAAGAGUUCUGUUUUCCUUCAUGUUUUCAGACGACUGCAGGUGAAGUAACAGGUAUCAUGCUCAUGAAGGAUGUCACUUCUCUGUUGACUUUAUCAAGGGCUACCAACUUUUCCUUCUUGCCCUUCUGUCAUCAUUAUGAUCUUCAUUGCAGAUCUUCAUGGAACAUUCUGGACCUUCCUCCUUGUGCACAGGGUAGGAAGGAGCUGAACUGGCCCAUCAGGCCUGGCAUGGAGUGUGCUCCCUCUGCUUACUAGGUUGAGGCACUUAGGCCAGGAGACCUUCCUGACGCCACGCUGAGGUGUGGGGAAGAGCUGCUUGCCAACACUGUAAGGUCGGUAUCUGAAAAUCAUGGCCACCGAGGGGUCUCCCAUUCUUGCUUGUGGGGUGUGGCUCCACACCUUAGUCUUCUGUCUCCUGGUGGCACUGGCUGCUCUGCUUCUCACAGACGAGGUAAAGAGUUUGGAACUUGUCCUUGUGCCUUGAAGAGUAGAGACAGUGGCUAAACUUUGACGUUCUAAAUGUAAACCAUGGUUUCUGUGCGCCACUAGUACUGGCCAUUUCCAGUGGCUCUCACAGGAUCUUGAAUGCUUGUCAGUAACACAAUAAAGGCACCAAGGUAUUCUUAACCACAACACCAACUCCAGAGUUCUGAAUACUUGUCAGCAGUGCAAAAAAAUUAAUUCUCUAUUUAACCAUUUAUCUAUCUAUAUGUCUAUCUAUAUACCUGAGUUUGGGUUAUUGUCUUCCCUGUUGUUAAAUAACUUGAGAGCAAGGUUUCUCCAGCGUACAGGAAGCUGUUGUAACUCGAUCAGAAAUUGAUCUCAGUUUCCACCUGUCGAAUGGUGCUUCGACAUAACUGGACAGAAAGAAUCCUUUUUAGCAUUUGAUUCUAAUGUCUUGUUACAGGUCAAAGAAAAAUGAUUGACAGAUCCUAGCUACCUUAAUUCUUCUGAGAACAAGGUGGGAUAUAAACAAAUGUUGGUAGCGAGAAUAAUCGCCCUGAACGGUAUAAUAAAUUCCUGAAAGAGAGCUUUGGGGUGCGUCUCAGAUUUUAAAGCAAUAGGAGUCCAGCAUCCAUCCCAGAAACCUUACAAUAAUGCUUAGCUUGCUCUGUCUAAUCCUAUAGAUCCCCACAUGGAGUAGUCAGGACCUUUCAUGCAGUCAACAAAUAAGGGAUGGAUGCUUUCAUCUGUAGUGAGCCUUCAUUUUUAGGGGUCUUCGUGAUACCUGUUUCUAUUCUGUUUAUGUGUGACUUCCAAUUAGGUGACUGAAACUUAAGCCUUAGUAUGAAGAACUGAGGAUUUAUAAUCGAAAAUGAAAAAAUAUAUAUACAUAUAUGUUACUGU